This is a messenger RNA of Corapipo altera (White-ruffed manakin), 1026 nucleotides long. RefSeq lists its product as uncharacterized. The transcript is spliced from 6 exons. NCBI's taxonomy places the organism in Eukaryota, Metazoa, Chordata, Aves, Passeriformes, Pipridae. The annotation marks the transcript as partial. The record is from RefSeq and is a predicted model, not a curated record.
CCGUGAAGACUUGCCUGACCUGCGAGGCCUCCCUGUGCCAAGCCCACCUGAGCAAGCACAGCACAAAGAACACCCAGAAGAACCACGUCCUGGUGGAGCCCUGUGGUGCCCAGGUUUUGGCUGAGAGGAAAUGCCCCCAGCACGGCAAAUUGCUGGAAUGCUACUGCGAGACGGACAAGGUCUGCAUCUGCAUGCUGUGCUCUGUCCUCAUCUCCCACAGGGAGCACAAGAUCAUCAGUUUGGAGGAGGCUUUUGGCCAAGCACAGCGUGUUUUUCCCGAAACUCUAAAAGAGGUGAAAAACUACGAAGCUGCACUGGAUCGAAACAUAGCAAACCUGCUGGAAAAAGCGGAGGAAGUAAAGGUUAAGGAGGGUCUGCAGUGGCAACGGCUGGAGAGCCUAUUCAAAGAGAUCAGUUUGCAGCUAGAGAAAAAAAAAAGUGAGAUCCUGAAAACUCUCAGUGACUAUGAGAACCAACAAAUUUCUCGGAUUCAUAUGGAGUUAAAGAACCACAGAGAGCAGAAGCAUUCAGCCAGCCAUGAUCUUCAGGAGCUGGAGGCUCUGACAAAUCAGAAAGAUACACUUCUUUUCACCAGGGCUUUUACAGCAAUUCAGGCCAGGGAACGCAAGCCAGUUCCUAUCACGGAUGGUGUGAAAGUGCCAAACCCACCUAUUGCUUUGGAUGAAUCAAAAACACGCAAUAUUCUGUGCCUUUUCCAGCAAUUCCUUUCAAAGAUGGAGUCUUUAUUUAAACCACCACCUGUCGUGCGGUUUUCAACUCCUCACAGCGGUACAGGUGGACCCCAGCAUCCACAUUACCCACCUAGUUUUUCCUCUGCCCCUGCCUUCUCUUUUGGCUGUAACUCCUUCCAAGGCAGCUCUUCAAAUCCUGGUUUUUCCUCUGCCUCUGGCAUCUUUGGCUCUAGCUCUUCAAAUCCUGGUUUUUCCUCUGCCUCUGGCCUCUUUGGCUCUAGCUCUUCAAAUCCUGCUUCUUCCUCUGCCACUGGCCUCUCUGGCUUUAGCUCUG